AUGGUCAACAUUGGGAUUCCCAAGAACUACACUGUGUCACCAUCGAGUUUUACUCAGACACCGUCGUUGAUCAUCAACCAUGAAGCCGCUGUAGAUCUCGAUUCCAGCAAUGCCUUUGAAGGUCCUGAGAAAUUGUUAGAGGUUUGGUUCAGUCCAAGCUCUGAGGACUUGCAUAACUGUUCCGAACCGACCGGUCUGAAAGCGGUUCCGGCUGAAAUUUGGAAGACAAUGCUAGACUUGGUCAACUGCCAGGUUCUCUCUAUUGUCGAGUCUCCUGAAGUUGAUGCUUACCUGCUGUCUGAGUCCAGCAUGUUCGUUUGGCCUCACAAGCUGAUCCUCAAGACUUGUGGUACCACGACCUUACUAUGCGGUCUUCCUCGAAUUCUUGAGAUUGCAACGCUCUUCGGAGGUUAUGCAAGGGCUACAGCACCUGACGUCCUUGGCAUAGCUAUCGCAGCAGCUCCUUAUCGAGUCUUCUACAGCCGAAAGAACUUUCUCUUUCCAGACCGACAGCGCGGUCCCCAUCGCAGCUGGAGGGACGAAGUUCACACUCUAGACAAGCUAUUCGUCGGAGGUAGUGCCUACAUGAUCGGAAAAAUGAAUGGGGAGCAUUGGUAUCUGUACCUGACAGAACCCUUUACCAUGCUCUCCGCUCCAGCUAGUCCAGCUAGUAUCGACGGCAGUCCAACCACUGAGACCAAAAUUAUCAACUUUCCGUCAUCUGUGGUCAAGGAUAGAGGUUCGAAAGUGAUUGAAGGAGAAGACGAGACGCUUGAGAUUCUUAUGACUGACCUCGACGAGGAGAAUGCCAAGCAGUUCUAUCUCGAAAAUGCGAGUGCGGUCGCAGAGGAGCAGUGGAGAGGAUCUCAAGCUGAGUCUGAUGAGAUUCUGGAUGUCUUCAGCAACACAUCCGACGACAGCGAAGUAUUGGCCAAGUCUGGUUGUCCGCCCGAGCUGACCACCGAAGGACAUGCGCUAGGCACUGUUGUGUCUGACACAUGCGGACUUUCCCAAAUCUACCCGAAGAGCAAAUAUCCAGAUGCACGAAUUGAUGCCUACCAGUUCACGCCAUGCGGCUUUUCAGCCAAUGGUGUCGUGCCUGCCGCUAUGGGUGGAAGAGGAACAUCCUACUUCACGGUUCACGUCACUCCUGAGGCGAUCUGUUCAUAUGCAUCGUUCGAGACUAACGUGCCUGCUGGUCAAACUGGUAGACAAACUGUUGAGAUUAUCCAGAGCGUGGUCGAUAUCUUCAAGCCUGGUCGCUUCUCAGUGACCCUGUUCGAGGCAAAGACCACUUACGAUGAGAUAGCUGCUGGUGAUGUUGUGCAGGUUGCUGAGAUUAAGGCUUUCGAGCGUCAAGCUGCUCGGCGUGGCCAGAAGAUGGACAACAUUCCUGGUUACAAGCGCAUCGAUAGGAUUGUUCACGAUCUUGAUGGUUAUGAUUUGGUCUUCCGCUACUACGAGCGCAAUGACUGGACAGGAGGUGCUCCGAGAAUUGGCGAGCGGUUCUAA
Messenger RNA from Lithohypha guttulata, 1512 nucleotides. It is a transcript of the gene SPE2, whose product is annotated as spermidine resistance protein. The record is from RefSeq and is a predicted model, not a curated record. Bases 1 to 1512 code for a protein of 503 amino acids. Gene Ontology annotation, cellular component: cytosol. The transcript has a single exon. Gene Ontology annotation, biological process: spermidine biosynthetic process; spermine biosynthetic process. NCBI's taxonomy places the organism in Eukaryota, Fungi, Ascomycota, Eurotiomycetes, Chaetothyriales, Trichomeriaceae. Gene Ontology annotation, molecular function: adenosylmethionine decarboxylase activity.